AUGAAGCCUCCAUUUACCUCUUCAAUCUUGGCUUUGGCCACCGUUGCAGCCGCUGCUCCUACCGAUGAGAGACUGGAAGCACGUGCAACGCCGACAGUCUACUUAGCAGGCGAUUCGACUAUGGCGAAAGGUGGCGGUGGUGCUCAAACUGAAGGCUGGGGUGUAUACCUCCCAUACUCUCUCAAAGGAGUAACAGUCGUCAACGCCGCUAUUGGAGGGAGAUCCGCACGUUCAUAUACGGAUGAAGGACGCUUUACUGCACUUGCAGCAAAAGUUGUUUCUGGAGACAUUGUUAUCAUCGAAUUUGGCCACAAUGACGGAGGGUCACUAUCCACCACAGACAAUGGAAGAACAGAUUGUGGGGGCUCCGGAUCUGAGACUUGCACCACACCAGCAGGUGUAGUCGUCCAGACAUAUCCAACAUACCUCACCCGCGCAGCAAAAUUGAUGACUGCAAAGGGAGCACAUGUGAUCCUCAGCUCACCAACGCCAAACAAUGUAUGCGAGACAGGUACAUGCUCCUACACGCCAAGCAGAUUCACAGAUUACUGCAAGAUCGUCGUGAAGAAUGUUGGGACGACGGUUUCUUCAUUUAUUGAUCAUGGUCAAUACGUUGCAAAUAGAUACAUUGCAUUGGGUGCGGCUAAGACGACGGCUUUCUACCCUGUGGAUCACACGCACACGAGCCCGGCGGGUGCUGAGUCGGUGGCUGGACAGUUUGUUAAGGCUGCGUUGUGCUCGAAGAGUGUUUUGGCGCCGUAUAUCAAGAAUGCGACUGCAAGUGUUGCAGGAACUUGCGUUUAA
Messenger RNA from Glarea lozoyensis ATCC 20868, 804 nucleotides. RefSeq names its product SGNH hydrolase. The record is from RefSeq and is a predicted model, not a curated record. NCBI's taxonomy places the organism in Eukaryota, Fungi, Ascomycota, Leotiomycetes, Helotiales, Helotiaceae. The transcript is spliced from 2 exons. Bases 1 to 804 code for a protein of 267 amino acids. Gene Ontology annotation, molecular function: hydrolase activity, acting on ester bonds.